Molecule: messenger RNA, 1310 nt
Organism: Gilbertella persicaria
Lineage: Eukaryota; Fungi; Mucoromycota; Mucoromycetes; Mucorales; Choanephoraceae
Product: PAP2 superfamily C-terminal-domain-containing protein
Exons: 3
Coding region: 21-1136 (371 amino acids)
Biological process (GO): ceramide biosynthetic process
Cellular component (GO): Golgi membrane; endoplasmic reticulum membrane
Molecular function (GO): ceramide cholinephosphotransferase activity; sphingomyelin synthase activity
Source: RefSeq, a predicted model, not a curated record
CUUUUUCUUUUUUUUUUUGCAUGUUGAAGAAAAUCUUACACUUGACAAGAAGGCUAAACAGAAUUGAGGCUAAAGAGGCACCUUCAGUUAUAGCAAGAUUAUCUCAUGAAAAGCAAACAAUUGGGUUCCUCAAAUUAAGGUUGUCACCACCUUCUCAAAUCCGAAGCUUAAAAGAUGUUGGCAGUAUUUUCAUGAGUCAUGAAUUUGCUCGAGUACUCCUUGUUUUUAUCUGGCUUGUAAUCUGCGGCUUAAUAGAGACUUUUAUGGCACAAUUAAGUGACAUGCGUUACUAUGCUUUACCUGAAAUGAGCAAGCAUCCUUUGCGUGACCUUUUGCACGAUGCAUUCCCUAGAGUAGCAGAUACUCAGAUUGUAAAUUAUUUGCUUACGAUGACUUUACUCUACACACUGGUCGGAUUUGCUGUGCAAUCGCCUGAUUGGAGUACACGUUUUAUGAUCCUGCGUCGAUUUGGUUUUAUCAUGGGCUUUAUUUAUGUUUUUCGAGGUAUUACCUUGCUCGUUACUACUUUACCUUCCUCAUUAAUUGACGAAUGUCGCCCACCGGAAAUCGAAUUGACUGGCACUGUUGCACAACGUUUUGGCUUUUUAUUUAGUGUCAUUGGUGGAUCUGCCUUAACCUGUACCGACAACAUUUUCUCAGGUCACACCUCCAUGAUGAUGUCUUGUUGUAUGGUCUGGCGUGUUCACUCUAAACUUCGUAGACCUUUUGCUUGGAUUCUUUACUUAAUUGCUACUGCUGGUAUUUUGAUGAUUUUAUUCACUCGUUUUCAUUAUUCGAUUGACGUUGUGCUUGCUAUUUAUAUUACUUAUACAGCCUGGAAUAUUUAUUUGCGCUAUAUCCAAGAGGCCUCGGUUAAGUAUAUGUUUGGUUUCACAAAUCACUCUACACUUGAGGUAUUCCAAUCUCACCUCACAUCGGAUGCAGCACUCACAUACGAGUAUUUGAAUUGGCAGCCUCAUCCUUUAGGCAAGCAUUGGCUUAUGUGGUUCUUUAUGUACAUUGAUGGUCUAGAUAUUCGUCUUAGAGCAAUUGGUGUCUUUGAUGAAUAUGGUGCCUGGAAAAAGGAAUACCAUAAGCCUAGUAUGGUAGAAAAGAAGUCGUGUGCUAUUGUUUAAACUUGUACUAGUAAUGCAUAUACUGUUCAUAAUAAUACUAUUAAUAAUAAUAAUACUAAUGCUAAUAAUAAUGCUAAUAAUAAUAAUAAUAAUAAUAAUAAUAAUAAUAAUAAUAACAAUUUAUAAUUUUAUGAUCUAUUUAGUCUGUUUCUUUCUCAAAUGCAUCCCAGUCAA